AUGGUUAACAUCCCAAAGACCCGUAAGACUUUCUGUAAGGGUAAGAAGUGUAAGAAGCACACCCUCCACAAGGUUACUCAAUACAAGACUGGUAAGGCUUCUCUCUUUGCUCAAGGUAAGAGACGUUAUGACCGUAAGCAAAGUGGUUUUGGUGGUCAAACCAAGCCAGUUUUCCACAAGAAGGCUAAGACUACUAAGAAGAUUGUUCUUCGUUUAGAAUGUACCGUCUGUAAGUACAAGCAACAAAUUGCCAUUAAGAGAUGCAAGCACUUCGAAUUAGGUGGUGAAAAGAAGACUAAGGGUGCUGCCCUCCAAUUCUAA
Messenger RNA from Mizuhopecten yessoensis (Yesso scallop), 321 nucleotides. RefSeq names its product 60S ribosomal protein L44. Gene Ontology annotation, cellular component: ribosome; cytosolic large ribosomal subunit. Gene Ontology annotation, biological process: translation. Bases 1 to 321 code for a protein of 106 amino acids. NCBI's taxonomy places the organism in Eukaryota, Metazoa, Mollusca, Bivalvia, Pectinida, Pectinidae. Gene Ontology annotation, molecular function: structural constituent of ribosome. The record is from RefSeq and is a predicted model, not a curated record. The transcript has a single exon.